AUGCAAGUUCUUUUUUUAAAAAGAAAAAAGUUAAAUUUUGUAAAUAUCUACCUAAAAAGUUAUUUUUAUAAAUAUAAUAAUAAAAAUGAAAAAAAUUUAUAUAUAUUCGAUAAAAAAAAAAAAAUUGAAGAACGAAUAAAAUUAGUAAAUAACUUAAAAUACAAUGAAAUUACAUAUAUAUUUAGAAAGAAUAAUUUAAAAAAAAAGCAUUUGAAUUACUGUAAUUUCUUGAAAUGUGAUGUACUAACAUUAGCAAAAAAAGAUAUAGAAAAUUUAAAGAAGAACAAAUUUAAAUAUUAUAUUAUAAACAACAGAAAGCAUUGUAUUAGAAAAAUUUUAAAUCUAUGUAUAAUUACUAAUGAUAUUAAUUCAAUUGUGAAUUUAGUGAAACAAUAUAUUUUAAAAGCAAGCUUGUAUCAUUUAUAUCUUAUUUUAAAAUUAAGUGUAGAAUUUAAAAAUUUUGAGCUCUUAAAGUUAUUUACACUAGAUGCUUUUAUUAAAAAAAUAGAAUUAUUAAAAAAAGAAAAAACAGAAAACAUUAAAUUGUCGUUAACAUAUGAAUAUAUAUUAAAUAAUAAAUUUUUUAUUUAUCAUAAUGAUAAAAACAUUGUUUCAACUAUUUACAUUUUUGAUAUAAUAAACUUUAUAAAUGAAAACAUAAAAGAAAAUGCUGAUAAAAUAAGUGAAAUUGCGAAAGAAAAUCUUGAAGAAAAACUUGAAAUGAAAAAAGAAAAAAUAGAUAAAACAAAUGAAUACAACGCUCAAAAACAUAAAUUGUAUGAAAAUAAAAAUUUUUGUGAUUCAAGUAAUUUUAAAUACAAAAUUAAGAAUGAUAAAAUUAAAAGCAAUAAUAAAUUUAAAUAUAAAAAAAAGGAAGAUGACAUAAUUAGAAAAGAUGAAAUAUAUCCUGAAGAAGUAAAAUAUUUUUUCUACAAUCAAAGAUCAAAUAAUUUAAGUGUAUAUAAAGAAAUUUAUGAAAAAUCAGACAAAUAUAAGAUAAUGAAAUUCUAUGAAAAAAAGAAUAAUAUUUAUAUGAUGAAAAAUCUCCAAAAAGAAAUCAACUUAAAAAAAACGUUGGAAAAUAAUAAUUUAAAAUUAAAUUUUAUAAAUUUUAAGAACUCAAAGAAUGAAGAAAACAAAAAAGAACAACAAAAUAGUGAAAAUCAAUAUAUACUAAGGGAAUAUAUUUUAAAUAGCAUCUUAGCUAUAUGUUCAAAUAAUUAUGAUGAUAGAAUUUAUAAGUACAUGAAGUGUAUUUAUUUCUCCAAUUUUUAUUUUUAUAAUCCAUUACUUCUUUUUCAUUAUUUUCCAAAUAUUUUGUCGAAUGAAAAUAAGUUUUAUGAAAUAUAUUUAAAGGAAUACUUAAAAUUUUUAAAUAAUAUUAUUAAGCAUUUUCAUUUUUAUUUAUUACCAUUUUUUAUUAAUUUAAAUUAUUCAAAUAUUUUUUUUGAUUUUUUUCAAAAAAAAAUUUUAAUAGAUCCAAAUAUAAAAGUUAUAAAUAUAUUUAGAAAGUCAAAUAACCAUCAACUAGUGAAAGAAAAAAUAUCUUAUACUUUUCAAAAUUUUAAUAAUUAUGAAAAAGAUAUAACGUUCAUUAUGUAUCUUUUUUUUGAAACAUACAUAUCUGAGAGUAUCGUUGAAAAAUAUAAACAAAGUUAUUUGGAAAAUUUUUAUUUUUUUAAUUCAGAAAUAGAAAAAAAAGAAAUGAAUAUUUACUUUAAUUUUUUAAAUUAUCAAAGUUUAUUUAAUAAAUAUGAAAGUGAACUAAAAAAUAUAAAAAUUCAAAAACAAGUAUUUUAUAAUCCUUUCUAUAGUCGUAAAAUAAAGAAAACUGUUUCUCUAAAAGAAUACAAUUCAGAAAGAAAGGAAUUGAAUUUAAAUAUGCUUAAUCAUAAAAUUGAAGAAGAUUUAUACAAAAAUAUAAAUAAAGAGAAUAUAACCGAAGAUGCACUUUUAAAUGAAAAAGAACAUUUUAAUAAUUAUGAUAAUAUAGAAAAAGAAAAAAAUUUAUUUACUACGAAAAAUAUAAAAAAGGGAAGAUUUUCUGCUAGUUCAGACAAAUUUGUAUUAAAAAAAAAUACUUUUUUAAAUAAUUUAUCUUAUGUACAUAAAGAAUUGUUAAAAUCUGAUACUUUCGAUGAAAAUGAAAAAAAAAAAUCAAAUUAUUUCAUUAUUUUAAAUGAUUCAGAUUUGAAAUAUAACAUAACUAUUAAAAAGAGAGAUAUGCUAAAUAGUUUUUUACAUUUAAACAAAAACAGUUUCAUAGAAUGUAGUAACUAUUUAGUUAAAAUUAUUUAUUUUUUUUUGAAUGAUUUUAAUGAAAAAGAUAUACUAAAUAUAUUUGUUAAUCAUGUGAAAUAUAAUAACAAUAGUUAUGAUUUACUAUUGAUAAAUAAAAUAUUGAAUAUUUUUAUAUACAAAAAAAAAAACAUUUCAUUAAACAGUAACAUAAUAAUAUGUAAUAUUUUAGCCAAGUAUCAAUUAUUCAACAACAAUUUCUUUUGUAUAGAUAAAAAAAAUUUUAUAAAUGACAUCAAAGAUUCUAAUAUACAUUCUCUAGUUGCUUUAAUAUAUUCCAUGGGUAAACUAAAAAUUAAAAAUUCUUAUUCUGAUUUUUAUAAGUUAGUAAUUAAAGAAAUAAUUAGAAAAAUUGACAAAAUUAAUGAAUACGGUUUGUCUUGUUUGCUUUACGGAUUAAACAACUUAAUAUCCAAAAAAAAAAGAAAUUUAAUAACUUUGGAAAAUAUAAAUAAAAAUAAAAAGAUGGAAAAAUCAGAUAGUAAGCCUAACAACUUUUUAAGUGUUAAUGAUAUGAAGUAUUCAAAAAAGUAUUUAGUGUCUGAUAACAAGUUUUUGAAUAAGCAUAAAGAAAAUAACUUAAUUAAACAAAGUAAUGUAAUAAAAGAAAAAAAUGUUAUAAAUGAAAAAAGUCAUUUAGGAAAAGAGGACAGUUUACUUUCUGGUGAGAGAAAUAUAGAUAAUAACUAUUUCUAUGAAAAAAAAAAAGAAAAUAAUUUUGAUAAUAAAAAUAUAUUCAACAAUUUCGAAUAUGGAAAGGAAUUAAGUGCAAAUAAUGGAAAAGAUUAUAAUUAUGAUUUAAAAAACAAAGAAGCGGGAAAUGUAACUGAUGAUAGAGUUACUCAUAUAAUUAAUGGAAAUUCAAUAAAUUUAAGAGGUAUUAGCUCAAAAAAUAAAAUAGAAUCAAAUAGAUUAUCAAAAGAGAAAAAAGAUGAAAUGAAUAAUUUAUUAAUUGACAAAAGGAAAGAACAAAUAAAUAAAUAUGAUUUAAUUGAAAUGAGAAAUAAAGAAAUGGAAAUUAUAAAAAUUGAAGAUGAAUUAAUAAAGGAAAUUAUAAAAAAGUUGAUAAUUUUUAAAAAUAUUAAUAUAAAUUCAUUUUGUAUAUCUAUUUCGUGCUUAUCAAAAAUAAAUAUAUUUCCAUCCGAAUUAUAUGAAGAAAUAAAAGAUAUUACAUAUAAAUAUAUUCAUAGUGUAAAUAUCACUUCUUUACAACAUUUAUUACUAGCUCUAUCAAAAUAUUAUAUAAAGACGAAAAAUGAUCAAAUUGAUGAUAUAAUAUUUGAUAUAUAUAAUUUUUUAUUUACAUUUAAAUUCUAUGAUAUUUCUUCAAAAUGUGCUUGUAAAUUUUUAUAUAUUUUAAGUUUGUUAAAUUUAAGAGAUGAAAAUUUUAUUUUAUUAUUACUUCUAAUAAUAGCAAAUGAACAAAAAGUUUUAACAUAUAUUGAUAAUAAUAAUAAUAAUAAUGAUAUAUAUAAAAAUAAAUUUAUAAAACAACAUUACUAUCAUCUUAACAAUAAAAAAAAUUUUAUAAAAAAUGAUUGUGUUGAAAAUGAUGAAUUCGUAAAAAAAAGUACUAAUACAAGAUUAAAUAAUUCCAUUUAUAAAGGAAUAGAAAAACUGAAAGAAGAUGAAUAUUUUAAAAGUUAUUAUAAUCCAUUUUUAUUCUUUGAUAUUAAAAAUUAUAAAUUAGAUUUGAAUAAUAUUUUAAUAAAUUUUAAAAACAUUGAUAAUAGUUACUUGAUUAAUGCUCUUGAAAGUUUAUAUAAUUUAUCUUAUUACUCUUAUUUUUCUAUUCACAUAUCUAUUAUCAUUAAAAAUAUAUUAAUAAAGCAAAUACAUGAUUUAAAGGUUUCUAGUAUAAUAACUUUAUUUUUUUCUUUUAUAGAUACUCAUUUCUUUGAUUAUUCUUUAUACGAUAUUGAAUUAAAAUUAUUUUUAAGUGAAGAUAAUGACAACAGUAAUGUUAAUAUAAAAGAAAAUGACAAACACUUACUGACAGCAUCAGUAGUAGAAAGUAACAAAGACAACUAUCCACUAACUAAUGAAGAAAGAGAUAUAAAAGAUAAACAAAAAAGCACCUUUUUACAACAAAACGAGAAAGAUUUUCAUCAAGAAUUUAAUAAUAUUUAUAAUUAUAUGUUAAAUAAUUUUAAAAACAUAAGUGAAGAAGAAAGAUUGCUAUACAUUGAAAAAUUAAAAUUACUUAUGUGUGAACUAAAAAAAAAAAAAAAUUAUUAUGUUAACAGUAUAUAUAACAAAAAUGAUGGAAUAAGUAUAGAAUAUAUAUUAUCUAUGAUAUAUGAUUACAAUAAGAGUAUUAAAACAAAUUACGAAAUGUGUGAAAGUGUAAGUGAUUUAAAUAAAAAAAUUAAUAAAAAAUAUAGCUCUAGUACCAGUAAAUUAAAAAAAAUUUCAACUUAUAAUACUGAUAAAAAUUUGAACGGAGAAAGUAACGCUUAUAAUAAUUCAAAUGAUGAAAAUUUUAUAAAAAAUGAAUUACCAAAUUUAAACACAAAUGUUUCAAAUUCUAUGAAGAAUUAUAAUUUUAAUAAAAUUAAAAACAUAGUUGACCAGUUUAGCUCUAUAAAAAAAUAUAAUUUAAAAGAUAAAAAAUUAAAUGAAGAAAUAGAAAGAAAAGAAUAUUACGAUGAAUUUUUUUUUUUAAAAUAUAGAGAAUAUUAUAAAGAAGACUUAGUUAACUUAUGUUUGGAAACAUUAUUAAAGAACACCAAUUAUGUUUUGAAUAAUUAUAAGCAAUAUAAAAAUUGCACUAUAUUUUUUCUUUUACUUUUUUAUAACAUAUUCUUACCUUAUACAACAAAUGAUAUUUUCGUAUAUUUCAAAUCAAUUCAAAGAAAUUAUAUUUAUUAUAAAAAAAAAAAUUUAUGUCAUCAUUUUGAUAGUAUUUUAAAGAACAUAGAAUUAUCUGAUUUCAAUGAACACACUAUUAAAAAUUUGAUUAAUUCGAAAAAUUUAUCUCAUUUAAAUAUACCAUAUUUAAAUAUAUUACAGCACAACAAUAAUUUUUUAAAUCAAGCUAUUUUUAUAAAUAAUCAGAAAGAAAAUAAUGAUAAUAAUGAUAUUAUUACAAAUAAUUACAACAACAACAACAACAAUAAUAAUAAUAAUAAUAAUAAUAAUUAUGAUAUAGAAAAAAUAAAUACUGAAAACAUUUUAAAUGAAUACGAACGAUUUAUUGAUUUAUAUGAUUCCAAUUAUGAGAUGAAAAAAAUAAAAAUUGAAAAUAUUGUUCCCUUAAAUCUUUUGUACAAAUUUUUUCAACUUGUCAACUUUAACAUUAAUAAUGUUCAAUUACUUUUUUUUUUAAAUGAGGUAGUUAAAGAAAAUGAACUUAACGAUAAAAUGGAUGAUACAAUAAAAAUUAAAAAAAAUGAUACUAAUCAAUAUAAAUUUAAAAAUAUAUUAUAUCCAAUAAUUCAAAUAAAAAAUAAAACGCUUAUUGUUCAUAAAAAUUCCAAAAAAAAAUAUUUUAAAAAUAUAAAUAUUAUUGAUCAUUAUUUUAAACCAUCUGAAGGUAUGCUUAUACAAAUUUUUGAUAACCAUUGCUAUAAUUUAAUAUCUGUUUAUGUUAAUGUUUAUGUUGUUGCAUAUAAAGUGGAUAUAUUAAUUGAUAGGAAUACAAUGCACAAUUAG
Molecule: messenger RNA, 5952 nt
Organism: Plasmodium relictum
Lineage: Eukaryota; Apicomplexa; Aconoidasida; Haemosporida; Plasmodiidae
Product: conserved Plasmodium protein, unknown function
Exons: 1
Coding region: 1-5952 (1983 amino acids)
Source: RefSeq, a predicted model, not a curated record